Papaver somniferum (opium poppy) is the source of this 1656-nucleotide messenger RNA. Its product is annotated as triacylglycerol lipase 2-like. The transcript is spliced from 9 exons. Gene Ontology annotation, molecular function: hydrolase activity, acting on ester bonds. The record is from RefSeq and is a predicted model, not a curated record. Bases 228 to 1499 code for a protein of 423 amino acids. NCBI's taxonomy places the organism in Eukaryota, Viridiplantae, Streptophyta, Magnoliopsida, Ranunculales, Papaveraceae. Gene Ontology annotation, biological process: lipid metabolic process.
AAUGGAGUAUUGUGGUUUAGAUUGUUUUAAAAGCAACACAUUCUUUAUUUUUUUGUGCAUCUUUUUAAAUCAUGGCUUUGGUUUGUCACUAUUCUUAUUUGUUCCAUUAUAAAAAGGGAAUACACCCAUUUCCCAGUUCCAUUCACACAAAAACAACUUCACUUCAAUUUCAUUGAGUACUAGGAGUACCAGAAUUAGAAGAAGAAGAAGAAGAAGAAGAAAAAGAAAUGGGUCUAAUCCAAUGCUUCUUUGUGUUAGCAGUCCUAAUCUUCCUUGUUCAUGAGUUUCCUCAAGCUUACGCUUCAAGCCGUGGCGCUUCAGUUAGUAGUAACGCUCUAGCUAGACAUAGAGGAAGGGGAAGAGGAGCACCUAGUGCACCUGUACCUGUUGGAUUGUGCGAGUCUGCAGUCACAAUACAUGGUUACAAAUGCCAGGAAUUCAAUGUGAGAACUGAUGAUGGUUACGUUCUUAGUCUUCAAAGAAUCUCAGAGGGUCGUGCAGGUCAUGGUGAUGGAAAGAUCAAACAACCAGUCUUACUGCAACAUGGACUAUUGGUGGAUGGAAUGUCAUGGUUUCUGAAUUCAGUGGACCAAUCUCUAGGGUUCAUCUUAGCCGAUAGUGGGUUCGAUGUUUGGGUCGCUAAUACCAGAGGAACGAGAUACAGUCGUGCCCAUGCUACCCUCGAUGCUUCACAUCCUGCUUACUGGAAUUGGUCAUGGGAUGAGAUAGUACAAUUUGAUCUUCCAGCUACAUUUGAUUUCGUGUACAAACAAACAGGGAAAAAAGUUCAUUAUGUUGGACAUUCUUUGGGAACAUUGGUGGCAUUGACAUCAUUCUCUCAAGGGAGUAGUAGUCGAGUUGUUGACAAGUUGAGAUCAGCUGCGUUGCUUAGCCCUGUUGCUUAUUUGAGCCAUAUGAGUACCGCCCUCGGUGUUGUUGCUGCUAAAGCCUUUGUCGGAGAGAUGGUUACCACAUUUGUUGCGGAAUUCAAUAUUAACGAAGAACCAGUUGCCAAUUUUCUCAAGGCUAUAUGUGCUACUCCUGGGAUGGAUUGUUAUGACCUUAUAACAGCUGUUACAGGCAAAAAUUGCUGUCUCAAUUCCUCUACUGUUGAUUUAUUCUUGAGAAAUGAACCUCAAUCAACCGCAACAAAGAACAUGGUGCAUUUAGCUCAAACGGUCAGAAACGGGAUGCUAACAAAAUAUGAUUAUGGUAAUGCAAAUGCUAACGUUCAACAUUAUGGACAACCAAAGCCACCAGUAUAUGACUUAACCAACAUUCCUAAGAACCUUCCUUUGUUCAUGAGUUAUGGAGGUCAAGAUUCACUAGCAGACCCAAGAGACGUCGGAUCACUGAUGGAUAGUCUUAAACUACACGACGGAGAUAAACUUCAAGUUCAGUUUGUCAAGGAUUUUGCUCAUGCUGAUUUCAUAAUGGGUGUUACUGCUAAGGAUAUCGUGUACAACUCGAUGAUCGCCUUCUUCAAACGUCAAGUAUAAGACAAAAAAUCGGUAGUUCAAUUCAUUGCCCUUGCGAUAAAAUUUAUAUGUAUCUAUAUUCCUGCAUUCAUAAGUUCUGUUUACUAAUAAAACCAUGAAAAUGUAAAUUCAUGUGCAAUGUUCUUCCGCACCAGUAAUGAUAAUUGAUGCCAACUAA